AUGAGGACGCACGUAUGGAUUUACCAGGCGCUGGUGUGCGCGCUUCUAUGCAUGAUGGAUACAGGUGACUGUCGAAAGAGAGGGCAGUCCUUGCAGCGCUACGAAAAGUCUGAAAACUACCUGCUGGUCUGUCCCGAAUGCCCGCAAUCGCCUGUUGUGCGCAACAGCUCGCAGGAACAGUGCGCCCGCAAGUGCAAGAAAGUCAAGAAGCACUUCAACUGCAGGGCCUUUAACUUCCACAAACACAACAGGAAAUGCCACUUGCUUCCCUUCGACCGUUUCAGCCACGGCGUGCAGAAGCAGCCCAACGGCAACUUCACGCUGUACGAAAAGAAAGAUUACAUAAGGGAGUGUAUCAUGGGACCCAAGGACAACUACAGAGGGAGGAGGUCUUGGACCAAGUCGAACAUAACGUGUCAAGCAUGGUCUGAUAAUAACAUCAAUGAACACACGUUUUAUCCCGAUAGGUACCCAAGGCAAGACCUGAGGGAGAAUUUCUGCAGGAAUCCCAAUAAAGACCCCGGCGGUCCAUGGUGCUACACCACCGAUCCCAACGUGCGAGCCGAGGAGUGUGGCGUGCCACAGUGUUCAGAGGACGUGUGCAUGACGUGCAACGGCGAGGAUUACAGGGGCAAAGUUGACCAAACUGAGAGUGGCAAAGAGUGCCAGAGAUGGGACUCCACCAGGCCCCACAAGCAUUCCUUCCUGCCCAAAAAGUACAAGGACAAAGGCUUAACAGACAACUAUUGCCGGAACCCGGACAAUCGCCUCCGUCCGUGGUGCUACACGAUGGAUCCCCAAACUCCCUGGGAGUACUGCAACAUCACCAUAUGUGAAUCCGACUCCAGCGAGGAUCCAGAUGUGAACGCAACGACGUCGUGCGUAAGGGGAAGGGGCCGAGAGUACCGCGGCACCAUGAAUGUGACUCCCGAGGGGGUGACGUGUCAGCGUUGGGACUCUCAGUUCCCCCAUCAACACUCCUUCCUUCCCGACAACUUCAAAUGCAAGGACCUCCGGGAAAACUUCUGCCGCAACCCGGACGGGUCCGAGUACCCGUGGUGCUUCACCAGCGAUCCCAACCAGCCACGGGCCAAUUGCACGCACAUCCCCAGGUGUGACGCCCCAGCCGCCAAGAAAACCGAGUGCUAUGAGGACAACGGCGAGGCGUACCGGGGCGCCUUAGCGGUCACGCGCUCGGGGAUUCCUUGCGCCGACUGGUCCCGUCGCAUCAACAGCGGGGAUUCUCACUCUACACUAUCCCAUGUAGGGCUGGACAAGAACUACUGCCGCAACCCGGACCGGGACAAGCACGGCCCCUGGUGCUACACUGACCCCAACACCCGCCUGGCAUGGGACUACUGUAAACUAAAGAAAUGUGCUGUCCCCAAGAUAUCAUGCUUCGUCCACAUCACCACUCGCAUCGUCGGGGGCCACCAAGUGCGAGGGGCGGACGGCAGCUGGGUCGUGAGCAUCCAGAGAGAAAAGAUCCAUUUGUGUGGCGGUGCUUUGAUCCGAGAAGAUUGGGUGUUGACUGACCAGCAAUGCUUCACUUCCUGCGUUCCGGAUUUGAGGGAGUACAGCGUGCAAGUCGGCCUCCACCACCUUAACGACUCGUCCCGUCACCCCCGACUCGGAAUUUCUCGCCUAAUCUGCGGCCCAGAGGGAUCCAACCUGGUCAUGCUGAAACUGGCCGACCCCGCACCUGUUUCCGAGGGCGCCACCACUAUUCAUCUACCUGUCAAAGAAUGCCACAUCGCCGAGGGUACAAACUGCACCAUGUACGGAUGGGGGGAAACCAAAGAUAAAGAACGACAAAAGGCGCUGAACGCGGUGAACAUGCCGAUGGUGAACGACGACAAAUGCGCUCGAAUCAAAGGCGACGCCGGAGACAGCCGAAUUUGCGCUGGGGGUACCAGAGGAGAAGGCGUGUGUGAAAGAGACAACGGCGGUCCCCUGGUGUGCCGUGAGCAAGAGCGCCAAGUAGUGGCGGGAAUCAGCAUCCAGCGCACCAAGUGCGCGUCGUCACGGCCGGCGCUCUUCGUCAACGUGGCGUUCUACUCGCAAUGGAUUUACAAAGUCUUCAAGCUUUACCCGAGCCCCGAAACGAACUGA
Messenger RNA from Nerophis lumbriciformis (worm pipefish), 2112 nucleotides. The record is from RefSeq and is a predicted model, not a curated record. Lineage: Eukaryota; Metazoa; Chordata; Actinopteri; Syngnathiformes; Syngnathidae.